Molecule: messenger RNA, 5183 nt
Organism: Mizuhopecten yessoensis (Yesso scallop)
Lineage: Eukaryota; Metazoa; Mollusca; Bivalvia; Pectinida; Pectinidae
Exons: 22
Coding region: 77-4396 (1439 amino acids)
Biological process (GO): cell-cell signaling; cell fate specification; regulation of gene expression
Molecular function (GO): calcium ion binding; patched binding
Source: RefSeq, a predicted model, not a curated record
AUGUAUUUAUAGUGUGCAUAAGGGAACGGCUUUACUUCCUCGUUGUAUACAGUCCAUUACGGGGACACACUGAAACAUGGCUGGUGUCUUUUUGGUGUGUGUUUCUGUUGUCUUUAUUGCUGUGUUAGACAGUGGCUACUCUCAUCAUUUCCAACAUGAUACUAACUUUGAGACGGACCAAGGUGAGCACGUGUAUCACCUCACUAGCUCAGGACACACGCGAAAUAUCAUCAACCUCGAUGACCAGUCCAAGAUAAAGGGUACCAGGUGUAAGGAUACAGUUUUGGUUGUUGUAACCUUUGACCCGGAAACAAUCGAAACAUGGAACAUUGGGGAUGUCGUAAUAGGGAAAGCUACACGAGAGUGCUACAAAGGUGACGGAGGAAACCACGCAUUACGACACGUGCUAGAAAUGACCUUGAAAAGAGACAAUCGCGUGGAGCUGUCUACUGAACCACUUGAGUUUGCAAAUUUAUUUGAGACUUUCGAUGUCAAUCUUCACUACCUUGGACCCCACACUCGUGUCAAGCGAAGAACCGCUGGAAUUCCCUCGGCUAUUGUCGGAGCAAUCAACUUUAACACAAAUUUUACAGAAACGAUUAGUUUUAAUCCCGGCAACAAAGUAUUUGGUAUACAGAAAUUAGCCACAGAAACAUCUCCAAAUGUGUUUUCCGACACCAGCCUGCCUGCUGUCACUGACGACACGGUAUUCCGCGUGGCUUGUGAGUCAUGUUCUGGUGACAUUUCUACGUCAUACAGACUACAAUUAAAGCUUACCCGUACUGCCGAGAAAAAGGCUGAACUGGAAGCAUUUGUUUCGGAGAUAUCCGGAAUGGUACAAGAGCAGCUGACCAUAUCUGUAAAGUCAACAAAAGAAGCCUCCAGUUUUCACAGCGCUGAUAUACUAGACACAGGCGUGGUUGAUCUAGUGACCAUUCCUUUGGCGGUACUGCCCGAUCUACCGCCUCUGAACCUCACGAUACGGACGCAGCUAGUGACGUCAAUUUCCGUCGAUAUGAUUGCCACAGGCCCCAUGGAAUCAAGAAUAAAUCUUCAGGAAAGCGGACAAUUCGAUGUAUUUCAUUCGCGGGGAUCUGAUGACAAGAUGCUUGUAAAUGCUACAUUUACAAACUGGAGAUUCACUAAAAGUAAUACGACCGUCCUAGAUACGGAGGACAUUGUUAACGUAACAGCUACAGUAACCAAUAAGCUACGAUUUAUUCCAACCAUGUCAUGGUCAGAAAAAGAUGUCUUUUGGCGAUUUGAGUCCCCAACAAUAUACAGCAAAUCAACGCAUCUGCAUGCGUUUUCCUCGGUUGAUGACCAAGAAAUAUGUUCAUUUGCGGUGGCAAAUUCAACAGGAAGAAUAGAAUUAGAAAAGUUGACAGUGGAUGUCACGGCAUUCAACGUUCCACUGUGUUGUGGAGAUAUUGGGCUGAUCAAACAGCUUGGAAAUAUCUCCGAUUCAACGAUGAACGUUACGAAGAUUUGUAAAGCCUACUGCUCUGGGGAAGAAACCCCGGAGGUAUACGACAGUCUAGAAGAUGCCUGUGGGGAUCCAGGCGCUCAAGUCAUCGAUAAAACGAGUGCCCUUAAAGUACUUGACGAGUUAUUCGGAGAUGUAAUAAUAUUUCCGUCAGACGAGUCCACCAAUUCCGGCUGGUGUGGUAAUGUAUCUACAGCUUGUCCUGACUGUAGUGUCAAUGACGUCACCAAUAUUUGUGCAGACAGACUGGUAUCAUCAGAAAUGCAUACUGCCCUAACAAAGCUUGCUAAGCUAGUGAUAGCAGAAUGGCCUUCACGAAAACUGAUGAUAAACGAAGGAUGGGAUGAACCUACGGAACAAUACCCUGAUAGACAGCAUGGCAACACGUCACUUUACUACGAAGGUCGUGCGGCAGCCAUAGCGGUCACUCAAGAAAGUGACCUUGGGGAAUCCGAUGAUGAAGAGAUUAACCGGAGAUUCUAUCAGCUGAUCAAAUGUGCCGGAUUACAUAUAGGACACAGCCAAUCCGAUGGUUAUACGGAAGUAUGUGUUGGACAACCAGUUAAUAAUUUCCGCCGUAAAAGAUCGUUAAGGUCACGCAGAUCAACCGGAAGUAGCUUGGAUGUAAACUGCAAAAAUUCCAUAUGGCCGUGCCUUGAUUUGUUUCAAGAGAUUUUAUCAGACAUAGCUGUAGAUUCUACCAAGCUAUCAUCUCAACUAGGAAACCUAGAUUUAUUCCAGUCUGGUACUACAGAAUAUCCCUCAGAGAGAAAUGUGGAAGACAUAUGUGGGGACAUCGACGAAACCUACUCCAGAGAUAAUAUGAAGCAAAUGAAGAGACUUCUUCAAUAUCCCUAUGAUGAUUUUGAGUUCCCCUCCGAAGGCCCUAGUGGACAAGCGUGUGGCUCUAUCACGAGACGUUGUGUUCAAGAUACCUCAUACAGUUAUUCAACUGAUCCACUUCAAUGGCCAAGCAGUAGAAUGAUGACACCGAGACUGGCCUCAAGACUUCAUACCUUCUUCCUCUCUCUAUCAGAAACCGGUGUUAUAAAUCCAUGCGUCGAUUCAUUCAAUUACUGUAAGGGAGUCUGUAUACCAGAGGACUGGUCAUGUGCAGGUAACACACGGAAGAAACGACAAACUGAAAAUCAUCAAACACGAGAGCGAGGUUCAAGGACAAAGCGAUCAGCAGCAACAUCGGAGUUAACUCUGUCCAAAUACCAAAACAAUGGAAGAGCCAUACAGGUAGACCUGUCAGAUAUCAACGUUACGAUGGAAUAUGCUGCGAGUUUGGCAGUGUUGGCCGGGUUUGAUUUUGUUGCUAUCCGUGAAUCGUAUUUGGACCUUUACGUGAAAAAUCAGGCAGGGAUCAAGGCAAGCAUCACGCCUUUUCCUCUUGUUAAUUUAAUUGAUGCGAACCAUCCUACCAACAGCGGAGAGGAGUACGUUCUCUAUGACGAACUGUUACCAUUGUAUGACGGACAUAGGGCCGAGCAGAAGCUAUCUGACUGUUACACAAUAACAGAUAUUCGCAACCAAGGCUCACAAAACCGCUAUUUUCGAAUCGAUAGUUUGUUACUCCAGUGCUUGGAAGAAGCCAGUUAUGAGCAUGGAUCAUGUAUUCCAGUAGUCAAAGGAUCGGCUUAUAGAACCAAGUCUGUUAACGAUAUUAACAUAGACGAGAGACACAUUGAAGAGAGAAACAACUUUAUUCGCGGGAAAGCUGUGGAAAUCAUGCCUGCUAACACCGGAGACGACCCUUUAUAUGAAGUAGGACUAACGGUUAUAAGAACAUGCACUGCCAUUCUACGACUUAAGCAGAUGAAAAUUGGAAUAGGAAGUCACUCAGACCGCUUGUAUGUGGACAUCAGACAAAGUACUGGAUCACGGGAUCUUCUAACGUUAUGGAACGUUGACAAUCUUCAGUUGUACAACAAGAUGAAGCAGGUGCAUGACGACCUUUUUCUUGGUGGACCUAUAAUCAGACCGACUAAAAUUGACAAAGCAUGCAAGGAUCCAACUCUCGGGAAAUCACUGUAUUAUAUACGACAACCUUCAAGCGUAUUGAAUAUAUGCUUCAACAAUAAUCAUGGAUUCUGUGAGGACACCAAAGCAGCAAGAGAGAAAGCAGUAAAAGUACUGCUCGAUAAUCUCGUCAGUGUGGUUGGUUCCGGACAGCUAUCAGAAUCCAGUAUCCGAGAACAGGUCCUGAAAUGUUUCGUCAUUUACUGUGGAGGUUGUCUAGGGCGAGGCAAUAUAUGGAUAGACAAAACUAAGAGUUGUAUGUCGGUGGUGAAGACAUUCCUGUCGGCCUUGACCCUUCCAUUUGGAGGAAGCCUCCAUGACAAUGCCGUCUUCUACAACAUGGAUCCACGUGAAUCCAACAUCACCUCUGUUGCGUGUGACGGUGACAACAUUUGCUUGCAUGAUGUACAGUUUUACUCUGUCUUAAUGACGACUUUACAGGAAACCUACCAGCCAAACCUCGAUAAUGACGUAGAGGAGGCGCUUUAUGGACCAGCAGACAAUCCUCUUCCGGUACUGGAUCUUCUGGAACAGGAAAUGGCAAUGUCUGCAAGUGGCGUCGUGAAGAUUUACUUAGAAUCUAAGGAUGACCUUAGCGCACUUCUUCCCAUACUAAAGAUAUUGAUGACUUACAAUCGUAACGUUAAGGAGGUAGAGUUCCAUCUGACUGCUGGGAUAUCUCAUAGUUGGGUUAUCUCCUCUUUGAAGAAUAAGAUACUGAGAUGGUCCACAUCCGUCUGUCCCUCUCUCAGCAGAAUCGUCGUAACUCCGUACAAACUAAUCGACAUACCAGAAGAUCGACGAAAAAGAUCGACACACAAAACUCAAAAAACAAUUCGUUCAAAACUUCGAAAUGACGAACUUGCAUGGUUAAUCCGAAAUUAAAUUAUAAUAUGGAUUUUUCAAGUGUGUAAGUAAAUAUACAAUUGCUGGUAAAGGCCAUCAUCCAAAAUGCAACAGCAUAUUCGUAGCAACAGUAUGCAUUAACAAAGUGAGGCAAUUAUGUAACUUCAAUUCCGUAUGAUGUAAACUGAAAUAUUUCGCGUUUAAAAAUGUACUUAUUAAUAUAUUACAAUAAAACCUUGUUCUGUGCCACAAUAUAUCCAUCACAUUUAUGGCAUUGGGGAACAAUUGGAAUUAUAUCGACGAAUACGUAUAAAGGAAUUGUUGAGAAACAAUUUGUUUUUUUAAUAUAUGUUCUCCAUAACAUUUCUAAACAAAAAUAAAAAGCAGUGAACUUGGAAACGUCAUUCGUUCUACCUUUAUUAUAGGAAUAUCAUAUGUAUCUUGAGUAUCUCAUACAUAUUAAUCAAUGUUUAAACACAUCGAACCUUCAUUAUAAGAUUUUGGGAAGAAUUUAUAUGGUACCUGUUUCUUUCAACAUUCUUAUUAAACCAUUGAUUAUAAAAAUCUGGACGAUAUCUGCCAUUAUUCACACCAUUGUUUUUCUUUUUUUUUCUUUUUUCUAUCGUAUCUUUUUCUGUACUUACAAUACCAUCAAUAGUGAUGAAAAAUCUGAAGUGAGAAAUACAAUAUUAAUGUUUCGGAGUGGUUUUAUUGUUAUUGCUUUGUUUGCUUGUUAGAAACAUACGUUCACACUUAUACUUACUGACCAACUUAACUUUAUCUUUAGCUGUACAGCAUACAUUUAUCCAACGAAAAUAAAGACAUG